AUGGUUUACUUUGAUGGAGAGAAAUUCAUUCCAAUUGUGAUCCCUAAUUUCGGUUCCCUUAAUCGUUCGAAUUACCCCAAAUUUAAGAAUAGACACUACCCACAAGGGCCUAUUAAACCCUAUACACAACAGAAUACCGGACUCUACCCACAAAAAAAUGUCGCGCCGUACUCACAAAUAAAUACUGGGCCAUAUCCACAAGCAAACGUUGGUGGUUUUAUGCCACCAUCUGCGUAUGGUUCUGGGGCUACUUAUGGAUCCAAUGCUCCACGAUACCGUAAUCAAUAUGCAGAGGGUCCAAGUAGUAAAGUACCUACUGGUAUGCCUCCUUUGCCUGCGAAUCCUCAAAGCAUAAACUCUCAGUAUCCUCCUGGGACGAAUCCAUAA
Messenger RNA from Protopolystoma xenopodis, 387 nucleotides. Lineage: Eukaryota; Metazoa; Platyhelminthes; Monogenea; Polystomatidea; Polystomatidae. The record is from the annotation of a GenBank genome assembly.